AUGAAGAUUCAAUUAAGAUAUCAAUUUAAUACAUUCGACGUUGACGUCCCAGAAGAAGCAUUAGGUGCACUCUUAUUUGACAAAGCUGUUAAAGAAACCAAUAUUAUUCGUAAACAAGUUAGAAUUGUUUAUAAUAAAAAUGGAGAAAACGUUCCAAUUGCUGAAAAUACAAAAAUAAAAGACGUUGGAGCUACAACUUUCAUUAUUAAAGAUAUGGGACCACAAAUUGGCUGGAGAACAUCAUUUUUACUUGAAUAUUGCGGCCCAUUUGUUAUUUGUCCACUUCUUUUACUCAUUUUACGCAACAAAUUGGUAUGGAAUUCGUAUUUUACAAUUGGAAUCAUCAUGUGGGAGCUUCAUUACGCUAAAAGAAUUUACGAAAGUAUUUGGGUUCAUACAUUUUCACAUGCAACAAUGCCAUUAGCCGAUAGCAUGAGAAAUGUAGUUUACUAUUGGACAUUCACAAUCUUAGUUAACUAUAAUUUAUACGAUAAAUCACUUUCUGUAAAAGGAUUACACUUAUACCAGAUCCUUGCUAUACCAUGCUGGUUCGUCUGUGAAUGCUUGAACCUUUAUUGCCAUAUUGGACUCGCAAAUCUUCGUCCAAAGGGCUCAAAGGAACAUUAUCUUCCAAAAGGCUUUUUAUUUGACCAAAUUGCAUGCCCUAACUAUACCUUUGAGAUUUCUGGAUGGAUCUUCUUCUCCAUCUAUAGCGGUUUAUUGAUUUCUUUCUUCUUCACUAUUUGUGGCGGAACUACAAUGUUUAUCUGGGCUGAAAAGAAGAGAAAUAACCUCAUUAAGAAAUGGCCUGAAGCAAAGAACAGAGGAAGAAUUUCUCCAUUUACAUUUUUCUAA
Molecule: messenger RNA, 855 nt
Organism: Trichomonas vaginalis G3
Lineage: Eukaryota; Parabasalia; Trichomonadida; Trichomonadidae
Product: very-long-chain enoyl-CoA reductase protein
Exons: 1
Coding region: 1-855 (284 amino acids)
Biological process (GO): very long-chain fatty acid biosynthetic process
Molecular function (GO): oxidoreductase activity, acting on the CH-CH group of donors
Source: RefSeq, a predicted model, not a curated record